This is a messenger RNA of Mercenaria mercenaria, 2520 nucleotides long. RefSeq lists its product as uncharacterized. NCBI's taxonomy places the organism in Eukaryota, Metazoa, Mollusca, Bivalvia, Venerida, Veneridae. The record is from RefSeq and is a predicted model, not a curated record. Bases 575 to 1168 code for a protein of 197 amino acids. The transcript has 3 exons.
AUCACGUCGACGUGACGUCAACAUAAUGUCGUUGUGAUGGUUAAAGCAUUGUUAGUCAUAUUAGAAUGUUGUUUACUGAAAUUUUUCUUCCAUUUAAAUAUUUAUACACAAAACGUAAAAAGCCAUACAUGUACUAUGUACGUAGUAGGAUAUAACUAGAAUAACAAUCUUUUAUGUAGCUGUAUUAUAUCAAUCUUCAUUUAUAUAUGCAUAUAAAACUCUUUUAGUAGCUAAUUAGAUUUUUGACAAAAAUGUCGUUUUAAAUUAAUUACUUUUUUUCGCAUGUUAGAUUUAUAAACUUUUUUUCGCCUAUUAGAAAGGAUUGAUGAGUUAAUUACGUCUACAUAUAUAUGCUGAAAAAUUUGAACUAUGAAGUCGCAUCUUAUCUUUCUAUAAACGGAAAAAAAGCAGAUAUAUUUACAAAUUGCUACGUAAUACAAUUGGUAGACCAAUUAGUUGUUUACCCGUACACGGUUAAAAUAUAUUAUGUCUUAAAGUGAUAUAUAUAUCAAGAAACACUAUUUUGUGCAAUUUUGUCAGCAAAUGAAGGAUAAUUGGUGCAUUUCUGCAAGCUAUGGGGAAUUUGGCAGAGGAUCUUGCCUUUGUGUUAAUCAUAUGCGCUCAUCAAGGAGCAGUAACUUUGGCAAAACCAUGCAGCUUGAAGAACAACACCGUAACCGGUAGCUUGAAUGAACGCUGUGAAGAGUCGGUGAUUCCCAAAGAUGAUGGAGACUUCCAGACUGAAGGCGAACACCCUGAAGAUCUUUCUGGAAUAACGAGCCACACUGUGUAUACGAUAGUGAUAGUUCUUGGCAUGGUACUGAUACCAAUAGUCGCACUUACUAGAAUAUGUUGGCUUAGGAAACUUCAGAGGCAGAGAAACGAAACUAUAAAUGAAGUGAGGCAAAUUGUUGACCAGCGCUUUCAGGAAGAGCAGAGGAGAAGAAGUGGGAUUUUCAGCAUAAAUCUGUCAAAUGUACCUUUCGAAGAUAUAUUUGGAAAGCUUCCAUCAUACCAAGAAAGUCUUGCAAAUCCUUGCACUGGGAGUCCCCCACCCUAUGAUCAACCACCAUGUUACAAAGAAAAGGAAUCCGAUGAAAAUGGCAAUAUAACGAGUGAUUGUACAGGAGAACAAGAUCAAGUUCCUUCGACAAGCUCAGAUAGUUAAGGCGUAUUUGAAAAGUGGGCUUACAUUUGCUUUAUAGCUCAAAUGGCCGAGCUAUAGAUUAGCUUUUGAGUUUAAAUUGGUCAGAGUGGCCUAUUAGCUCAAUGACAAUGAAGCCAAAUAUAUUAUGAUCUCGGAUAAAUGAAAGAGUUAUAUAUUGAUAAGCUGAGUUCAAUACUGGAGUUUUACUGGAAACGUAACUGUCUGGGAGUUAUAUAUAUGAACUUAUCAAGUCUUAAGAGCACAAAAGAGAGCAACUGAGACCAUAGGCAGAGGUUUGCAUAUGAGCUAAAAAGCAAAUUUGAUUUUGAGCUCAGAUGAUAGAGAGGCAUAUGUGCUUAGGUGUGAGAUAGAUGACUUGUACAUUUAAGCUCAAAACCAAAGAAUGAGAUUUGACUAGCAAAUGUGAACUGACUGUUGUAGAAAAUCUUUCACCGACACAGUUAAGAGGUAAAAAGUCAUUAAGAAAACACAGAAAAUCAUAAAAACAUAGUGGCAUACAUAAAGAUGAACAUGUAUAUUUAUUAUGGAAAAGAAGAAACGGACAUUUUAAACUAGUUUGUUAAAAACUGCCUGAUUCCAAUGCCUGCUGUUGAAGCGAAUAUGUUGUUGUUAUGAAACUCAAAAUAACACACUUGCACUCCUAACAAUGGGAAGCGCAAAUACAUGUCACGUUUUGCACAUGCAGUAAAGGAGUAGGGGUUCAAAUAUGUUUACUUCAUCGUCUUGUCUAUUAAAUUCAUUUGUGAUUGAUUGAUGGAAUACUUUUAACUAGUUAACCAUUAUACUGAUAUCAAUGUUGGCAUCAUAAUGUUCUUAUAUUUGAAGCUAGACUUCAAAAUCAGUAUCAUAGUUUUCUUGUUCAAUAAAGGAAACAAAAAUUAUAACAUGUUAACAUGUUUUAUUGUAAAAUGUUUAAUUUUCAAAGUUUCUAGUAACAGGGCAUUACUCGGGUAAAUUGACCGCAGAAUACAACAGAAAUACUAGCGGAAAAACCUUUAAACUCAACAACAUUCGGACCUGAUUUUAAGCUUUUUUUAUUGCAGAUUUUCUCUGCGUUUGUUGUAUUCGUAAAUGAAUUAAAUAAUUAGGUAGUAUAUUAAUAACAUUAUAAAAUGUGAACUUUCAAAAUGUAUAAAAUGUUUAUUUUCUGUUAUACGUGCAAUCUAAGCUUGAGUAAAAAAGAUAAAGAUGUCAACACGUAAAUAAAGAUGAUUAUUGGCGGUUAAUCAAAACAGAAUCGUAGCUGAAGUCGAGUAGAUUUUGCGUUUGAUAAUUAAAAUGUAAAUACCAUCUCAUUUUGUUGGUGACCUUGGGCAUAAAAUCCCUUACAAAAUAAAACUUUACUUUAACAA